Molecule: messenger RNA, 1392 nt
Organism: Talaromyces stipitatus ATCC 10500
Lineage: Eukaryota; Fungi; Ascomycota; Eurotiomycetes; Eurotiales; Trichocomaceae
Product: monooxygenase, putative
Exons: 2
Coding region: 1-1392 (463 amino acids)
Biological process (GO): secondary metabolite biosynthetic process
Molecular function (GO): FAD binding
Source: RefSeq, a predicted model, not a curated record
AUGCCAGGCACCGUCCUUGAAGGCGGCGAAUCCGUAGAAAUCGCCAUUAUCGGUGGUGGCAUUGUUGGUGUCAUACUUGCAGUUGGUCUGCUUCGCCGAAAUGUCAAGGUUCGCGUCUUUGAACAAGCUCAAGGUUUCCGCGAGAUUGGAGCUGGUAUUGCAUUUACUGCAAAUGCCAUUCGUUGCAUGGAACAGAUCGACCCAGCAAUCGUGACCGCGUUGAGAACGAGUGGAUCUGUGCCUACAUCGGACGGCAACGAGGACGAUCCGAAUGACUAUCUACGCUGGAUUGAUGGUUAUAAUCAGCUCCGUGAAGAUGAUCCUUAUUACCAAAGAAUGCUGUACAAGAUUGACGCGGGAUAUCGAGGGUUUGAAGGGUGCCGUAGAGACCAAUUCCUGGAGGCUUUAGUCAAGGUGGUGCCACCUGGAGUGAUUGAGUGCAAGAAGCGCUUGGAGAAGAUCGAGGAGCAAGAGCAAGAGAAGAAGAUCAGCCUAAAAUUUGUCGACGGCACGAUGGUUGAGGUGGAUGCCGUGAUUGGUUGUGAUGGAAUAAAGUCACGAGUGCGAGAGAUCAUACUGGGAGGAGGAAACCCAGCCUCCUACCCUCACUAUACGCACAAAGUUGCCUAUCGAACCUUGAUACCCAUGGACGAGGCAAUUAAGGCUCUCGACGACUACAAGGCAAAGAACCAACACAUUCAUAUCGGGCCAAAUGCGCAUCUUAUCCACUACCCCGUAGCGGGCAGGAAGAUGAUCAACGCCACAGCUUUUGUCUCGGACCCAAAUCCUUGGCCGAAUGACAAGCAAAUGGUUGCUCCUGGAUCUCGAGAAGAUAUAGAGACAGCCUUUGCGGGAUGGAACCCUUGUGUACGCAAUGUCGUUAAUCUUUUCCCCAAAAAACUCGACAAGUGGGCGGUUUUUGAUCUAUGGGAUUAUCCGGCUCCGUACUACAACAAGGGCAGGAUCUGUCUUGCUGGAGAUGCCGCCCACGCGAGCAGUCCUCAUCACGGGGCGGGAGCCUGUACCGGUGUUGAGGAUGCAUUGUGUCUGGUUACUCUGCUAAAACAGGUCAAUCUCUCUGUGCAGGAGAGUGGGCUUUCAAAGAGAAAAGCGUUGAGUUUGGCGUUUGAAACCUUUAAUGCAAUCAGACGCACGAGGAGUCAGUGGCUCGUGAAUAGUAGUCGGAGGGUAUGUGAUUUCUAUCAUCAGCCUGAAUGGGCAAAUCCAGCCAAAUGGGUCAAGGCCGAGACUUGUUUCGAGGAGUUGAAGGAUCGAUCGUACAAGAUUUGGCAUUUUGACUAUGAGGGGAUGAUCAAGGAGACUCUCAAAGGAUACGCAGACCGAGAGGCUGGCCUAUUACCGGCAUCGUCACGAGAGACAUCUGAACACUAG